This is a messenger RNA of Alosa sapidissima (American shad), 1443 nucleotides long. Its product is annotated as leucine-rich repeat-containing protein 3-like. The transcript has a single exon. The record is from RefSeq and is a predicted model, not a curated record. NCBI's taxonomy places the organism in Eukaryota, Metazoa, Chordata, Actinopteri, Clupeiformes, Clupeidae. The coding region runs from base 45 to 869 and encodes 274 amino acids. Gene Ontology annotation, cellular component: plasma membrane. Gene Ontology annotation, molecular function: protein binding.
UGCUGUCUCUGUCUCUCUCUAGGUGGGAAUGCCAGCAUCCCAUAAUGCCUUUCUCUGCAGUUUGGCUGCUCCGCCGCUCCACCGCGGCUCAAGUGCUCCUCAGUGCCCUGGUGCUCUCCUCGGCGGCCACAGCUCUCCAGGAGCUGAAGGCCACCGGCUGCCCUGAGAGCUGCUAUUGCUCCCUGAGCGAUGACGCCGGUGGCGAUGGCGGGGAGCUGGUGGUGCGCUGCAGCGGCAUGCUCCUCACCGAGGUGCCGAGGAACAUCCCCAACGCCACCCGCCGCCUCUACCUGGACUACAACCAGCUGGCCAGCAUCCCGGCCGACGCCUUCCUGGGACUCCCCCUACUGGCGGAGCUGGACCUCUCCCACAACAAUCUGGCCCGCCUGGAGCCCGGCUCCCUCGCGGCGCUCGGCCCGUCGCUGCAGAGCUUAGACCUGUCCUCGAAUCAGCUGCAGGAGCUGGACCCCGAGGCGCUGGGCGGUCUGCAGUCCAAGACCAACUUGACCGACAACCCCUGGCGCUGCGACUGCGCUCUGCAGGAAGCCAUGCCAAAGCUGGAGCUGGAGCCGGCCUCGCUGGCCAGCGUGGUGUGCCACUCCACCGUGCCGGAGGACGCUGGCGCCACGGGAAAGUCCUUCGUCAUGGUGGCCCAGGAGCUCGACCUGUGCGCCGGACUCAAACGGACCACCGACGUGGCCAUGCUGGUGACCAUGUUUGGCUGGUUCGCCAUGGUCAUCUCCUACCUGGUCUACUACGUGCGCGCCAACCAGGAGGACGCGCGCCGGCACCUGGAGUACCUCAAGUCGUUGCCCAACAAGCAGACCACUCCUGAGGAAACCUCCAUCACCACUAGUACCAUGGUCUAGCAACGCCAUAAUGGCACCUUAACUCCCAGUGAAAACCUUAACUUCCAGUGGCUCGUGCAAGAACCGUUUGCCGCAGUGUCGACCAAGGCACAGCGCAGUAAACUUAGGCAGCGGUGCGAAGUGGCGACUGCUCUUUUGCACUGAACCCAGUUGCCAAUGCUGCACAAACCACUUUGUAUCCAGAACGGCCUUAAGGAAAGCAGACAAGGCCGCUAAGGGAUGUAGGAGAAAGGGGCAAUGGAAAAAAGACUGGAAACCUGAGGUGCAUUGAAAUUCUUUGAAACAUUUGAGAUGAACAUGUUUUCUUUUGAUCUGUUGCAUUUGAAAAUUUUUGCAUAAACAUUCUUAAAUUCUUCAAUUGCAACAAAAACAACAAAAGCCCUUCAUCCAGCGCCCAUGUAUGUUUGCAGAGAACUACCUCCUCAGAACAAUUGAGAGCAUUGAACGUUGAAAUGUAAGCAGGAAACUCGAAGCAAACAAACGGGGGAAAAAACUGUCAAAUGUUUUAAAACGUUUGCCUUUGUUUACAAAUUUGAGCUUCAUUUGUGCAUCAAAAACCUGCCGUAAGACACUU